Messenger RNA from Hypomesus transpacificus, 1304 nucleotides. RefSeq names its product hepatic and glial cell adhesion molecule a (gene hepacama). NCBI's taxonomy places the organism in Eukaryota, Metazoa, Chordata, Actinopteri, Osmeriformes, Osmeridae. The transcript is spliced from 3 exons. Bases 199 to 948 code for a protein of 249 amino acids. The record is from RefSeq and is a predicted model, not a curated record.
GAGAGAGGGAACAGAGGAGAGCAGGGGAGGAGAGAGAGAGGCACUGAGCAGGCUGGCAGAUCAGUAAAGCAGACAGUCCUCAGGCAGAACAGCCCGGAGGAGAGAGGAGGAGAGGAGCGGAGGAGAGGAGAGAGAGAGACGUGUCUGGAGUAGCUAAACCAUGUUUGGGCGGCGUGAGAGAUACUCAGCAACCCCAAGAUGAAGACUGAGGAGGAGAGCAACUCUGCAGACCCCCCCACACACAGCCCUUAUCCAUGUCAUCUGUCUGGCUUUCAACUCCUCAUUCUGAUUCUGAUUCUCCCCUCAGGCAGCAGGGUGUUGGGGGUGAACGUGAGCUGCCCCAGCCCCCUGGUGCGGGGCACCCUGGGGGGGGAGGCCCUCCUGUCCGUCAGCUACACCAGCCGCAGCUCCGACUCCCCCGUCAUCAAGUGGCAGCUGCGGCGGGAGCGGGAGAAGCCCGUCACCGUGGUCCAGUCCAUCAGUACCAGCAUCAUCGGCAACCUGCGCCCGGAGUACCGCGACCGGAUCCUGAUGUUCGACAACGGCUCCCUGCUGCUCCACAGCCUGCAGAUGUCAGACGAGGGGGCGUACGAGGUGGAGAUCUCCAUCACCGACGACACCUUCACCGGGGGGAAGAACAUCAAUCUCACCGUCGAUGUCCCAGUCACCAGACCCUACAUCCAGAUGUUGGCUUCCUCGGUCCUGGAGCUCAGCGAGCUCUUCCAUCUUCACUGUUCCCAUGACAAUGGCACCAAGCCCACGUACAGUUGGCAGAAGGGGGGCCAGGUUCUGGCCAAUGACUCGCGGUUACAGCUGUCACAUGAUCAGAAGGUGCUGACCAUCUUGCGCGUGGUGAUGUCGGACGAUGACGUGUACAGCUGUGUCGUGGACAACCCCAUCAGCAGCAUGAGGAGCCUGCCUGUCAAACUCACCGUCUACAGUAGGUAGCGCCAGAGUACAGACACACACACACCAGUGGGCCGGUUCAUCUCACAGAGAACAGAUUGGAGUUUAAAUACAUCACACUGCUUGAUUACAUUCCCUUUGUUUCCAUGCCGGACUUCUUCUGGGUUUGUUGGAGAUACUGAUCUCAGAGCUUCAGAUUAGACUUCCUCUCUUGGACGUAGGGAAGAGAGGGUUGUUGGGAUGGAAAGAGAGGAGCCCAGUGUGUGGGAGCCUGCUGCCUGUAGGAAGGAACAGGAAGUCUUCAGAGAGCUACUGAAGGUCUUCCUGUGGGCAAUCACUAAUCCUCCCUAAAUUACUGCUUAGCCAUGACCAUCCAGCUGCUGUGCACACCAGCCAGU